Molecule: messenger RNA, 3758 nt
Organism: Jaculus jaculus (lesser Egyptian jerboa)
Lineage: Eukaryota; Metazoa; Chordata; Mammalia; Rodentia; Dipodidae
Gene: Slc20a2
Product: solute carrier family 20 member 2
Exons: 11
Coding region: 435-2396 (653 amino acids)
Biological process (GO): phosphate ion transmembrane transport
Cellular component (GO): membrane
Molecular function (GO): phosphate transmembrane transporter activity
Source: RefSeq, a predicted model, not a curated record
GGGUUUGUUCUAUGAGUUGUAAAACUGUUUACCCAAGUAGAAGUUAGGGAGCUGAAAUGUGACUUCUGGGCCUACUGUGAUAGGAGAUCUAUUUUAGACUUCGAAUUGUGUUUAUGGUCUGAGAGCAUACUUCGGAAGAGCCGUGGUUCAGAUUUCCUUUGAGACUGCUUGAGGAAAGAUCACAGCUUUCCCAGACCAGAAGAAAAAAUAUGGAAUGUGCUUUACCGCUGACUGAACACGGCCAAUUGAACUGUACUGACAGUAGUUUGAAAACCAGCAGUUAGCAGUUUGUUCAGGCUCCAGCAUUGUCCAGCACUUUCCAGAGCAAACUCACUGUUUACAAGAACUCUCAGCCUUACGAAGUUAACAACCUCAAGCUUUGUUUAUUUAAAAUAUUUCUGCAAAAGAAAAGUACUCGUAGCCUAUUUUCCAAAAUGGCCAUGGAUGAGUAUUUGUGGAUGGUCAUUUUGGGCUUUAUUAUUGCUUUCAUCUUGGCGUUUUCUGUUGGUGCAAAUGACGUUGCCAAUUCCUUUGGUACUGCGGUGGGCUCUGGCGUGGUAACCUUGAGGCAGGCAUGCAUUCUGGCUUCAAUAUUUGAAACCACUGGCUCUGUAUUACUGGGCGCCAAAGUGGGAGAGACUAUCCGGAAAGGCAUCAUUGAUGUGAACCUCUACAAUAAGACCGUGGGAAUCCUUAUGGCUGGGGAAGUGAGUGCCAUGGUCGGUUCAGCUGUUUGGCAGCUUAUAGCGUCCUUCCUGAGACUUCCCAUCUCAGGAACGCAUUGUAUUGUCGGUUCCACUAUAGGAUUCUCACUUGUUGCAAAUGGUACGAAAGGUGUGCAGUGGAUGGAGCUUGUCAAGAUUGUUGCUUCUUGGUUCAUAUCUCCACUGCUGUCUGGUUUCAUGUCUGGCGUGCUGUUUGUACUGAUCAGAAUGUUCAUCUUAAAAAAGGAGGACCCUGUUCCCAAUGGUCUCCGGGCACUUCCUGUGUUUUAUGCAGCUACGAUAGCAAUAAACGUCUUUUCCAUCAUGUACACAGGAGCUCCAGUGAUGGGUCUGGUUCUGCCGCUGUGGGCCAUUGCGCUCAUCUCCCUCGGUGUCGCUCUGCUGCUGGCCUUCUUCGUGUGGCUCUUUGUGUGUCCGUGGAUGCGGAGGAAAAUAGCAGGCAACUUAGAAAAGGAAGGGGCUUUGUCACGAGCCUCUGACGAAAGCCUCAGUAAAGUCCAGGAAGCAGAGUCUCCAGUCUUUAAGGAGCUGCCAGGUGCCAAGACCAGCGAUGACAGCACCGUCCCUCUCACAGGGCCAUCUGGGGAGACUGUGGGGACUUCUGAGGGCACAUCCACAGGGAACCACCCACGGAUCUCCUACGGACGGGCACUUUCCAUGACUCAUGGCUCUGCAAAGUCACCCAUCUCCAAUGGGACGUUUGGCUUUGAUGGCCACAUGAAGAGUGAUGGUCACGUGUACCACACUGUGCACAAAGACUCGGGGCUCUACAAAGACUUGCUGCACAAAAUCCAUGUGGACAAGGGCUCCGAGGAGAAGCCAGCUCAGGAAAACAGCUAUAGGCUGCUGCGGAGGAACAACAGCUACACCUGCUACACGGCGGCCAUCUGCGGCAUGCCGGUGCACGCCACCUUCAGGUCCACGGACACGUCCUCCGCCCCCGAGGACAGUGAGAAGCUGGUGGGCGACACCGUGGCCUAUUCCAAGAAGAGGCUUCGCUACGACAGCUACUCCAGCUACUGCAACGCAGUGGCUGAGGCCGAGAUCGAGGCCGAGGAGGGUGGCGUGGAAAUGAAGCUGGCCUCCGAGCUUGCAGACCCUGACCGGCCUCGAGAGGACCCCGUGGAGGAAGAGAAGGAAGAGAAGGACACUGCAGAGGUCCACCUGCUGUUCCAUUUUCUUCAAGUCCUCACUGCCUGCUUUGGGUCCUUUGCUCACGGUGGCAACGAUGUGAGUAAUGCCAUCGGCCCCCUGGUAGCUUUAUGGCUAAUAUACGAACAAGGCGCAGUGCUGCAAGAAGCAGCUACUCCUGUCUGGCUGCUGUUUUAUGGAGGAGUUGGGAUUUGCACAGGCCUCUGGGUUUGGGGGAGAAGAGUGAUCCAGACCAUGGGAAAGGACCUCACUCCGAUCACGCCAUCCAGUGGCUUCACCAUCGAGCUGGCCUCCGCCUUCACCGUGGUGAUCGCCUCCAAUAUUGGGCUUCCGGUCAGCACUACCCACUGCAAGGUGGGUUCGGUGGUGGCUGUGGGCUGGAUCCGCUCCCGGAAGGCUGUGGACUGGCGCCUCUUCCGGAACAUCUUCGUGGCCUGGUUUGUGACUGUCCCCGUGGCUGGGCUCUUCAGCGCUGCUGUCAUGGCUCUUCUCAUGUAUGGAAUCCUUCCAUAUGUGUGACCUGGCUUCUUCCAGCCAGGACACAACUAAAGGGAUAGUCUAGCAUGGGUGUGCAGGAGGCAUGUGCCUCUCUCUGUCUGUCUCUCUCUCUCUCUCAUACACAAAGCCAGCCCUCCGCAUCCCUUCCAAAUGGUUUCAUGCCACAGCGCACCGGCUGCAAAGAUUCAUCUUCCAGAGCUAACUUAACUACUGUACAUAGUAGUAAUAUAAAACAUAUCGUGGUGAGAUCAUGUGGUGCAGUUCCUUAUAUUAAAUAUACAUUGUAUGCAUAAACUAGGUAGUGUUCCUGCAAACAUACUUAAAACGGGAGUGGAGACUUGCCUAGAAUUUGAUAACCCUUGUACCUAAUGGUCUCAGUGGCAAAUGUUAAGAACUCUUAAAAGGAAAACUGUAGAUUGGAAAGUCAUUUUUUCUAGAUGAUAUCUUUACCUUUCAACAUACUGUAAGAUAAGUGAGAUCUGGAUGCACAACACAAGCCUGAGUAAGUUCUCAGCCCCGUGUGUGACCGCGUAGUGCCGGGACAGGAGUUUAAGUGUGUUCACUGAAGAAGUGUCUGUGUACUAUAUCUGGGUUCCUGUGUAAUAUAUCGUAAUUGCUUUUGUAAAUACUUUAAACUGUAAUUUUUUUAAUGGUAUGCUUUCCUUAUACUUUUUUUUUUUUUGAUCAGAGAAAUUUUGGAAAGUACCAAAGAAGCGGAGGAUAGGUUGCCAGUAUUAUAUCUUCAUGUUGUCUGUCUUCCCUUUUCACUGGUCACAAUGAGCCUGGCAUUAGAAGACCAGCAGUUCAGACUCGCCCACAGCAAUGUGCAUGGUUAGGUACCAGCUGCCCAUCGUGUACUGUGGGUUUACCCAUCCACCAGCUGCACCACUGCUGCCACACACCAGAUCCUGGUCAGCCUUUUCACUGGCCUUUCACUGUCACCAGCGUGGAGAGUGUACAGACAUAGGGAUGUGUGAUUAAACACUACAUAACAAGUCCAAUUGCAGUUUCCCUCUCUCUUUGUCCCUGCAGCCUGGAAAGCAGAAUUCUUGUCUCAAACAUUAAAGCCAGCAAAGCUUUUGAUGUGUUUCGACAUUCUAGAAACUGGGGGGAAAGGGGGGAGGGGCAGGGCACUACUAGAAAUGACACCGGCUUGGGGAUUUCUUCGAGGCCUUCACUUUGCAGAACAUCUGAUACUCUCCUGUACAGCCAUUGAAUUCUCUUCUGAUAGCGGGAGAGAAGUGUUAUGACUAAAACGUUAAGAGCCUGAAGCCAUGGAAAUGCUGCUAAAACUUUUAUAUUGACAUACAUUUUCGUGGUACUUCAUUGUGAUUUUUUCAUUAAUCAACCAUAUUAAAUUUAUAAUAAAAAAUAUCCCUCAAA